AGAGGUUAGGUCGGUUUGUCUCCUAAGGUUCCGGAGCGCGGGUUGGCAUCGUGGUAACAGACGGUGAAGACCCGAGGAGCGGCGCUCUCCUCGCCGCACACUUUUGAGCCCGGGUGUCCGCUACCCUCCGGCCCGCUGCCGGAGAUCCGAGUCCGAUGGCAGCGGCCGCGCCCAAGGACUCGGCUAAGUGUGGUGUGACCUUUGAGGACGUGGCCGUGUACUUCUCCUGGAAGGAGUGGAGGCUUCUUGAUGAGGCUCAGAGACGGCUGUACCACCACGUGAUGCUGGAGAACUUUGCACUUGUAUCGUCACUGGGUUGCUGCUGCGGAGCAGAGGAUGAGGAGGCCCCCUUUGCACAGAGCGCUUCUGUAGGCGUUUCACAGACCUGGACGCCCAGGGCUGCUCUGUCUUCCCGGAAGACCCACCCCUGUGAGAUGUGCGGUCCCGUCUUGAGAGACAUUUUCCACUUGGCUGAGCUCCAGGGGAAAGAAAACAGCCAGAAACGGUUGAGGUGUGGGGCCUGCGGGAAACGAUUUUCUUUCAGUGUGAAGUUGGAGCAGCAGCAGCAGCAGGAGCAGCCCACGGGAGCAAAACCAUUCAGAAGCCGUGUGGACAGGGCCUCUGCUGUCAAGAGCUGGGGAUCCAGUGGUUCGGGAAAGCCCUUUACCUGUGGAGAGGUUGAGAAGGACUUGCUGUCUGGCUCGGGGCAUCUGGGGCAAGAGGCCACUCGUACUGGGGAGAAGCCACACACGAUCCCCCACUGCAGGGCAACGAUACGACGCGGAAGCAGUCAUGGCACUUGGGGCGGAUGCAAGAACGCCUUUGGUCCCAUACACACAGAUACUCGGGAGCAGGGUGUCCACCUUGGUAGACAGUCCUUUGUGUGCAGUGAAUGUGGGAAAACUUUCAGGUACAAAUCCUUAUUUGCCAUACACCAGAGAUACCAUACUGGAGCACGACAUCAUGAGUUUGGUCCAUGUGGAAAAUCCCUUGGGCAACGACCAACUCUGAAUGAACAUGGGAAGACUCAGGGUGGAUCCAGGCAGUACACGUGCAGCAAAUGUGGGAAAUCCUUCAGUGGCAAAUGUGUCCCCCUUAAUGUCCAGAAAUUGCCCAGUGGAGGGAAAAAUUAUGUUUGUAGCGGGUGUGUGAAAUCUGUCAGCGGUAGCUCAGUGUUGAAUACUCAUAGGGUUCAGUCUGGAGAUAGGUUUUAUAAGUGUCGCAUAUGUGCAAAAUCUUUUCCGUCUAUGUCUGCCCUCUGUUAUCAUCAGCGAUCUCACACAGGGAAAAGACAGUAUGAGUGCAGUGAUUGUGGGAAAUCUGUUACCAGUAGGUCUGCCCUUCGUUCUCACCAGAGGGUUCACACUGAAAGAAAGCCUUAUAAAUCCAAUGAAUGUGGAAAAUCUUUUGCUGGUAGUUCUGCCCUACAUUAUCACCAGAAAAAUCACAGUGGAGUUACGCCUUACGAGUGCAGUGAUUGUGGGAAAUCUUUUGCUGGUAGUCUUGUCUUACGUUACCACCAGAGAGUUCACACUGGGGAUAGGCCUUAUGAGUGCAGUGAAUGUGGCAAGUCAUUUAUGCGAAAAACUAGCCUCAGUGUACACAUAAAGGUUCACUCAGGUGCAAGUCCUUAUGAGUGUAAUGAAUGUGGGAAGUCUUUUACUGCUAGGUAUUCCCUCCAUUUUCACCAGCGUGUUCACACUGGGAAAAAGCCUUAUCAGUGCCUUGAAUGUGGGAGAUCUUGUACUAGUAGUUCAGCCCUCCGUAGUCACCAGAGAGUUCAUACAGGAGAAAGACCUUAUGAAUGCCGUGAAUGUGGGAAGUCUUUUACUGGUAAUUCGGCCUUCCGUUAUCACCAGAGACUUCACAGUGGAGAACGGCCUUAUGAGUGCUAUGAAUGUGGGAAAUCUUACACUACUAGUGCUGCCCUCCGUUAUCACCAGAGUGUUCACACUGGAGAAAAGCCUUAUGAGUGCCAUGAAUGUGGGAAAUCUUUCACCAGUAGUUCCUCCCUUCGUUAUCACCAGAGAUUUCACACUGGAAAAAAGCCUUAUAAUUGCAGUGAAUGUGGGAAAUCUUUUGUCACUAGUAAACAGCACCGUACUCACCAGAUAGUUCAUAGUAGAGAGAGACCUUAUGAAUGCCCUGAAUGUAGCAAAUCCUUUCCCCGGAAAGAUACCCUCAAUGUACACAAAAAGCUUCACUCAGGUGAACGGCCUUAUGAGUGUAGUGAAUGUGGGAAAUCAUUUACUGCUAGUUCUGCCCUCCGUUACCACCAGAGGCUUCACACUGGGGAAAGGCCUUAUGAGUGUAAUGAAUGUGGGAAAUUAUUUACCGUUAGUUCUGCCCUCCGUUCGCACCAAAGACUUCACACAGGGGAAAGACCCUAUCAGUGCAAUGAAUGUGGGAAGUCCUGUACUACUAGUUCUGCCCUCCGGCGACACAAGAGAGUUCACACUGGAGAACGGCCUUACAAGUGCCAUGAAUGUGGGAAAUCAUUUACUGCCAGUUCUACCCUCCGUUAUCACAAGAGAGUUCAUACUGGAGAACGGCCAUAUGAGUGUAAUGAAUGUGGGAAAUCGUUUACUGUUAGUUAUGCCCUCCGUUCGCACCAGAGUGUUCACACUGGAGAAAAGCCUUACCAGUGCAAUGAAUGUGGGAAAUCUUUUAUUAGUCUUAGUGGUUUUAGAUAUCAUUACAGACUUCACACUGCAGAAAGGAUUUAAAACAGCACAGAAGGUCAAAAUUCUUGCUUAGUAGCAUUUAGGCUGCAGUACAACCUCUGAGGUGGCCACCUACCUGAAUUGAACGUGGUUCCCCAAAUGUCCCCAGUGGAGUGACUUCCCAUACAAUACAGCCAUUUGCAGAAAAAUUGGGAACCUGCAUCGUGCUUUCUGAUGGGGGCAGUCACCGCAAGAUGGCAGUCACUGGCAGUUUCUGGCACCUGGCAGUUCCCAGUAGUGUGCGUAUGUCAGCACCCUAACAUGGUUAAUGAUGUCGAGCUGUUCGCAUUCUCGACUGGUCAUCCAAAUUCUGGGUACCUGGAACCUCUCUUUCCGUUCCAGUUAGGGCAUGGAUGUGACCAUUGUUGAUCCACAGUGGGCGUUGUGAGUUCUGGGUGGUGACUCGCACAGGAAGGCUCAGUCCCACAGGGGUGUUGCUGGUCUCCUGAUGCUUUGAUGACUAUUUGCAGCUUCCAGGUCACCACACAGGAAUUGUGUGCCCCGUGUUGCUCUGAUUAAUGUAUCAAUAAGUGCCAUGUUUGUUUAAUUACCUUUGAUCUUGGAUAUUGUGUGCACUCGAAGGGGUGGUUUGAAAGCAGCAUCGAGCUCUCCCACAUGAAGGAAUGAGCAGAUCACAUUCCAUCCCAUUCUUGCUGUGUCUCUGAGAGGAACAUUGCAAAUGUAUCAGUAAUACUGAAGUGCAUAUACAUAUGUACAUACUCCAGCCUGUGUGUUAAUUUGCAUUAUAACCCAAGACCUUUGUGAUGAGCUGAAUUGUAUACCCAAAUCCGUAUUUUGCAGUAUGACCCCCAAUACCUCACAAGGUGAGGAUAGUUAGAGCAUCUUUAAAGACAUCAUGAGGUUGAAGUGGGUUAUUAGGAUGGACUCAUGCGGUAUGGCUGAUGCCGUGAGAAGAGGAGAUGAGGAAUCCGGCACCCAGGGAUGACCAUGGGCGGACACGGAAUCCCCAUCUGCAAGCCAAGGAGAGAGGCCUCAGAAGAAACUAACCCAGCUGACAUCUUAUGUUCAAUUUCGAGACUCCAGAUUGGGGUGAAAUAAAUUUCUCUUGUCUGGUCA
This is a messenger RNA of Neogale vison (American mink), 3800 nucleotides long. Its product is annotated as zinc finger protein 345-like. The record is from RefSeq and is a predicted model, not a curated record. Bases 156 to 2726 code for a protein of 856 amino acids. Gene Ontology annotation, biological process: negative regulation of transcription by RNA polymerase II; regulation of cytokine production; regulation of immune system process. Lineage: Eukaryota; Metazoa; Chordata; Mammalia; Carnivora; Mustelidae. The transcript is spliced from 3 exons.